Messenger RNA from Pelobates fuscus (common spadefoot toad), 4171 nucleotides. RefSeq names its product solute carrier family 12 member 2-like. Gene Ontology annotation, molecular function: sodium:potassium:chloride symporter activity; ammonium channel activity. Bases 1 to 3153 code for a protein of 1050 amino acids. The transcript is spliced from 26 exons. Gene Ontology annotation, cellular component: apical plasma membrane. NCBI's taxonomy places the organism in Eukaryota, Metazoa, Chordata, Amphibia, Anura, Pelobatidae. Gene Ontology annotation, biological process: sodium ion transmembrane transport; chloride ion homeostasis; potassium ion homeostasis. The record is from RefSeq and is a predicted model, not a curated record.
AUGCCUACACUGCAAGAGGAUGACCCAAUGGCUUCCCAGGUUGCCACCGCUGGUCCAGGCCAGGUAGCCCCAACUCAGGCGAUGAUGAGCCCUCGUGUCCAGAUGGCCUGUCGAGCAGAGUCCAGAGGUCGUUUCAGAGUAAAUUUCGUGCAGAGUACAGAGAGUAUUCUGAGCGGCGAUAGUGGAGGAGGAACUCCCAGCGAAAGCAGCUUAGGGCCUGGGGCCCUGCGCAGUUUUGGUCAUAACACCAUGGAUGCGGUGCCACGUAUAGAUCAUUACAGAAACACUAUGCCCUCUGGGGCUAUGAAGCCAGGGAGGCCAAGCCUGGCAGAACUGCAUGAUGAACUGGACAAGGAUUCGUUUGGUGGUUUUGCAAAUGGCGAUGGAGACAGCAUUUCGGAGAAUGAUCUGGUGUUGCAAGUGGUGGAGUCCAGUGGAGUCGUUAAAUUUGGUUGGAUUAAGGGAGUUCUGGUGAGAUGUUUAUUGAACAUCUGGGGUGUUAUGUUGUUCAUGAGACUUUCCUGGAUUGUAGGUCAAGCUGGUUUAGGCUGCACAAUUGUGAUUAUCUUAAUGGCCACAAUGGUAACAGUUAUCACUGGUUUGUCCACGUCAGCGAUCGCGACUAAUGGCUUUGUCCGAGGAGGUGGGGCAUACUACCUGAUCUCCCGCAGUCUUGGCCCAGAAUUUGGAGGUUCCAUCGGUCUGAUAUUUGCUUUUGCCAAUGCAGUGGCUGUUGCAAUGUAUGUUGUUGGAUUUGCAGAGACUGUCAGUGACUUAUUAUCUGAACAUGGUAUUACUAUAAUAGAAAGAACUCAUGACAUUAGAAUCAUUGGUUCUGUCACAGUGGUGCUGCUUUUGGGAAUCUCUACAGCUGGCAUGGAAUGGGAAACAAAGGCACAGAUCACCUUGCUUGGGAUACUGGUCGCAGCUUUGGCAAACUUUUUUAUUGGUACCUAUAUUCCAGCUGACGAGGACAAGAAAUCUAAAGGAUUCUUUAACUACAGAGCUGCUAUCUUCCUUGAAAAUUGGGGACCUGAUUACCGUGAUGGUGAAAGCUUCUUCUCUAUAUUUUCAAUCUUCUUUCCAGCGGCCACUGGAAUUCUGGCCGGAGCAAACAUAUCAGGCGACCUCGAGGAUCCGCAGUCUUCUAUACCGAAAGGAACAUUAUUGGCAAUUCUUAUAUCCACCACUACUUACCUGGCAGUGGCCGUCGUUUCAGCUGCUUGCAUUGUCAGGGAAGCUACAGGCAAUGUGACAGAGGCCAUUUCUGCCUGGGGUGAUGAAUGCAAGACUGCUGCGUGCACCCUUGGAUUUAAUUUCACAUCUUGCAGAGACACCCCCUGUAAAUAUGGACUGCUAAACAACUUCCAGGUGAUGGCGAUGUUUUCGGGAUUUGCUCCACUCAUUACAGCCGGCAUCUUUGCUGCAACACUCUCAUCCGCAUUGGCCUCGCUGGUCAGUGCCCCUAAAGUUUUCCAGGCCCUUUGCAAGGAUAAUAUAUACUCUGGGUUGCAGUAUUUUGCUAAAGGUUAUGGCCAACGGAAGGAGCCAAUUCGGGGUUAUAUCCUAACCUUCGUUAUUGCUCUUGGUUUCAUUCUCAUUGCUGAGCUGAACACUAUUGCCCCAAUCAUCUCGAACUUCUUCCUGGCCUCCUAUGCCCUCAUCAACUUUUCUUGUUUCCAUGCUUCCUUGGCGAAGUCCCCAGGCUGGAGACCGGCGUUUAAAUACUACAAUCUGUGGGUGUCUCUUUUGGGAGCCAUUUUAUGCUGCGGAGUCAUGUUUCUCAUAAACUGGCAGGCAGCUCUCCUGACCUGUGUAGUUGUUCUUAGCCUUUACAUAUAUGUCACUUACAAGAAACCAGAUGUGAAUUGGGGAUCUUCAACCCAGGCACUCACUUACCUUAAUGCUCUUCAACACUCUAUUCGUCUGUAUGGAGUGGAGGACCAUGUGAAGAAUUUCAGACCACAGUGCCUUGUCCUGACCGGAUCCCCUGUAGCACGACAGGCAUUGGUGGACCUUGCCCAUUCUUUCACCAAAAAUGUUGGACUAAUGAUAUGUGGACACGUCCAUGUGGGUUCCCACAGGCAGUGCCAGAAGGAGAUAAUGUUAAACCAGGCCAAGUACCAGAAAUGGCUUAUCCAGCACAAGAAGAAAGCCUUCUACUCUUCAGUUUGUGCCGAGAAGUUUAGACAAGGAGUUCUAUACCUGAUCCAGGCAGCUGGCCUGGGUCGUAUGAAACCAAACACACUGGUCUUGGGAUUUCAGACUCUGCGGACUAUAUCUGAGCAGAUAUCUGUGGAUGAAUAUGUAAAUAUAAUACAUGAUGCAUUUGAUUUCCAAUAUGGUAUCAUUAUAUUAAGACUUAAGGAAGGCCUUGAUGCUACAGAACAUGGAGAAGUUAUUGCUUCUAAAGAAAAAGUGAAAAAAACUUCAACUGCAGGAAAGAAUGUUGAAGGUGAUUCUGAUUCUCAAAUCAAUGGAGCAACAAGCCCUGAGGUUGCAUCACCGUCAGUUACUUCUGCUGGACACAAGAUCUCCACAGACAGUUCCUCUCGGUUCCAGAGGAAACAGGGAAAAGGGACCAUUGAUGUCUGGUGGCUGUUUGAUGAUGGAGGUCUGACUCUGCUGAUACCAUACCUAUUAACUACCAAGAAACAGUGGAAAGAAUGCAAAAUCCGUGUCUUCACCGGAGGAAAAAUUAACGCUAUUGAUGACAGCAAACGCAUGAUGGCAACGUUACUGAACAAGUUCCGCAUCAAUUAUUCUGAUAUUCUAAUUAUUGGAGAUAUAAACAAGGCACCCAGGCCAGACAGCAUAAAAUGCUUUGAAGAUCUUGUGGAACCGUACCGGCUGCAUGAAGGAAAUGUGGACAACAUCACAGCAGAAGAGAUGAAGAGAAAGGAGCCAUGGAAGAUCUCAGAUGAUGAAUUAGAGAUGGUUAAAGAGAAGACACUGCGUCAGAUCCGUCUCAAUGAACUGCUACAGGAGCACUCCACGUCUGCAAACCUUAUAGUUGUAACGAUGCCGGUUGCGAGGAAAGGAGCUGUUUCGAAUGCUUUAUAUAUGGCCUGGCUGGAAACCCUAUCCAAGGAUCUGCCGCCGGUUCUGUUAAUUCGGGGAAAUCACCGGAGUGUCUUAACCUUCUAUUCUUAAAUCUGACCAAAGUCUGUUGUGGACAAAUGACUAUAAAACUUACAGUGGUCUCAGGGAAGCAGUGACUAGAUGUUUCUGAAACAAGAUUAACACAAAAUUUAAAAUUAGCAUCGUUACUUGAAGGGCCAAUUCUGAUACUGAAAACUACAAGCAAUUCCUUUAACCCCUUAAGGACACAUGACAUGUGUGACAUGUCAUGAUUCCCUUUUAUUCCAGAAGUUUGGUCCUAAAGGGGUUAAGGGUAGAACAUUCAAAGGCCAAUUGCAAAAUUUGGUAAACAAUAGCUGAAGGGAAAAAAAAUCUCUAGGUUUAUAGGCAAAACUUGUCUAUUCUCGCCUGAAUCAAUAUUGUUUUCAGUUUACUGUAAGGGAUAUUACAGGGUUUUAAUUUAACCCCUUAAGGACACAUGACAUGUUAUACAUGUCAUGAUUCCCUUUUAUUCCUGAAGUUUGGUCCUUAAGAGGUUAAACAGGGCUCCCAACAGUCCCUCUUUUGGCAGCACAUAACUGAUUUCAGGGUACUGUCCCAAUGGCCCAAUUUAGUUCCCUGGUGGACAACAUCCGGAGACCACAUCUGGGGACACCAGGGAACUGUAUGAAUGCAUUAUUUGACACACUAGCCCUAUGAAACGAGUACUAAGACUAUGUGGAGAGUACUUCAGCAGCAAAUAGGAGGCCAACCGAGCAUGCAUGACGCCUCCUUAGGCAGGCAAACACGCCCACUUCCUGAGCUGACCUGACCAAUGUUGGUGUUGUCAGUGACACAAGUGGCGUCACUGACAAUGCCCCCUAGAAGGUCUGCACCCCCUUCCUUAUUAUAUACCUCACAAUGCUGGGAGGUAUGAUUUAACUAUGAAUUGUUGAAAAUUCACCAACAAAUUGAAAAUUGAAUACCAAAAUAGGUGACCUGGAGACAUAUCAUGGGGAAAAGAAAGUACACUUUAUUUGAAUUCUAUGGUUUUACAUAUCAGGACACAAUAAAAAUAAUCUGUUCCUUAGCAGGUAUUAAAAGUAGGCAA